This is a messenger RNA of Phytophthora nicotianae INRA-310, 2410 nucleotides long. RefSeq lists its product as hypothetical. NCBI's taxonomy places the organism in Eukaryota, Oomycota, Peronosporomycetes, Peronosporales, Peronosporaceae. Gene Ontology annotation, biological process: mRNA splicing, via spliceosome. The record is from RefSeq and is a predicted model, not a curated record. Gene Ontology annotation, cellular component: nucleus. Gene Ontology annotation, molecular function: DNA binding. Bases 26 to 2209 code for a protein of 727 amino acids. The transcript has a single exon.
CGCUCCUAGCGACUGGAGAGCAAAUAUGUUCCGCACCAAGAAGAAGAAAGUUGGCGGCCGCAAGCGGCGCGAAGUGGAGGCGGAGAACGAGAAUGAGGGUGCUGAUGUGUCUGCAGAUGCUAGCGCUUCGUUCACCACCGAAAUUCCGCCUUCUAUAGUCGCCGUAGAAGCUGCAAGCGGCCUCCAAGUGCUGGAGGAGUUACGUCGCAGUCGCUCUCGCCCCAACAAGAGCGCUAUGACCUUCAGUUCGAAGACGACAAGCGCUAGAUCGAGCGCAAGCAACACCCAAGCUGCUGUAGCUGGUUCUGUCCACUCAGAGGCUAGCGGAUUGCUGAGUUUUGACGACGGCGAGCGCCAAACGAAGCAGAAAAAGAGAAAGAUGCGGCCCAAUCUCGUGGUGUCCAGCACUGUGGACGUGGAAAUGGAGGAAACAACUGGCCAAUACUCAGCCGAGAUGCUAGCAUCACUACGAAGUGAGCAGAGUGUUCUACUGCCUAACAAAAGGGAAGAGACGCCUGUGGACAUAGAGAUGCUGGAUGUGGAAUCUGGAAACGAUGAGGAGGUAAAGGAAAUCAUCGUGGAAGAAGAAGAGGAGUUUAUUUCUCUUGAUGGAGACAACAAGACUAGACGCAGUAAGAGCCGCAUGACAUUUGGAGAGCAUUCCGAUGGUUUAGAUAUCUCAAAGACGACGGAAGUUGUGGAGGAAGUGGCGACCGAAGAAGAUGACGAACAGAACAGACGGUGGGAAGAGGAACUGAUGCGUCGUGGUGGACAUCGUGUGCCACCUACGUCAGAGUCGAAGGGAAGGCGUUCACGUGAUGGUCUGCCUACGUACCCGACGAGGAGGAAAGUGGCGUGUGUAUCGCUUGGUAGUGUGCUUGGGAAACUGGAGAAGAACUUGGAGUCCACUACGUUUGAAGACGAGCGUGCCUCGCGUGAAUUAGCGCGACUCGAAGCUGAGACUGCGUUGGUCGAGACAACAUUGAAGCAACAAGAAGAAGAGCUUCUUAUCAGCAGCGAAGAAUUUGAGUAUUUCCAGGAUAUCGAGGAUUUUGUCAAGGGAUUGAGCUUUUGUUUACGUGAGAAAGUACCAGUGAUUCAAGUAAAGGAGACGAAAAUAAUUGACGAGCGCGUGCAGCGAGUGAAGGCCACACAACAAAAAGAAAAACAGGUCUUUGCAGAAGAUGUUAAAAGGUUUCUUGACUCUGGAGUACUGCAGCAAAGUGACAUCUUUGGCUUGAGUCAUCUGGAUCUACUCUCUAGAGCAGACAUGGCAUCUUCUAACGACACACAUGUAGCACGUAUGCUCAAAUACCAGCAGCAUUUUACUGAGUCCUAUGUGGCUGAUACACAGCAAGUAGACGAAGAUCUGUUCGCGGAUGCGAUCGAUGAAAUCAACUCGCUUGAGCGUGUUUACGGACGUUUUCAAGAGUGGAAGGCGAAAUUUCCAGAGGUAUACAAGAACACGUACUGUGAGUUAGCACAAGAGAAGCUCUUCGCUCCUUACGUCCAGGCAGAACUGCUUUACUGGGAUCCGCUGGCUGUGGCAGAUUCUGAUACGAUGCUCAAGUUGCUUGAAGAUUUCGCUUGGUUUCGUGUUCUUCACCAACAUGUGCGCAAUAGUGGGGCUGUCAAUGGCCCAUUGCUCUAUCAAAUCCGCGACGUGCUGCUUGAGAAGGUUCGUAUAGCUGUAUCAAGCUACUUUGACCCGUAUUCGAGUCUUCAAACACGCAGUUUAUCUCUGGUGCUUGAGCAAAUCAAUCGACACGGUUACUAUACUCACGUCGAGGAAAAACUUCAGAUUUUGGUGGACACUACACUCGAUGCUUUCUCAAGCGAAGCCAAGCGCACAGUACUUGUCGCUAUCAACCAGCACACAGCCGAGUCUAGCAAGGAUGCCAAUGUUUUCGCUCGUUAUCUGCUGGAAAGAUUCAUUGCCCUGCAAGACAAUCUCCUCACUCUGUUCGUCGCUCUUCCCAAAGGACCAAUCGCUGCUGCUGGUUUCCGCUGCUUGCUACAGGUGCUGCAUCAACUCCUCGCGUACGUUCGAUACUGUCAAGAAACUCAUAAGAUGCAGCUAGUUGCUACAGCUACUCAAGUCGUGAGGCAGCUCUCAGGUUCCUCGUACCUGCUCCAGAUUUUAUCCGAGCCCAGUCAGGAGCGCGAGCUGAAGCAUAUGAUGGAGCUAUUCACGCCAUUUCUACAAUAGAAACUAACAUGAUAUUGGCUUCAAAAUCUCUCCUGCUACUCUAAUCGACAUCUAGCGGCGACGGCGCUCCUCGUACUCUGCCUGGAUCUCCUCGUUGGUCUUGCCAGCAGUCUCCGGCACCAGCUUGAGUGACAGCACGUAGAAGAUGGCGAGCAGCACCGUGAAGGGCAUGUAGCUCCAGUCGUCGAACUCGUCGGCCAG